AUGUGGCGAAGAAGGCUUGGAAAUGUUUGGAAGGCGGCAAUGAUCUACCGCAUCUGGCCAAAUCAACGACAUCUCAAACGCAUUUGGCGGACGUUAAUAUGUCGUGGCGAGCCUUGGAGAGGUGGAAGAGAAGUGGUGAGGCGAGGAAGCGAUCGAACGACGAAGCCCGCAACGUCGACCGAAAAUGAGAAACGAGCCCUGGGGGGGACUAUGUCGUGCCCAGAUAGCGAUUAG
Molecule: messenger RNA, 234 nt
Organism: Laccaria bicolor S238N-H82
Lineage: Eukaryota; Fungi; Basidiomycota; Agaricomycetes; Agaricales; Hydnangiaceae
Exons: 3
Coding region: 1-234 (77 amino acids)
Source: RefSeq, a predicted model, not a curated record